Messenger RNA from Aspergillus tanneri, 1719 nucleotides. Its product is annotated as bifunctional C97 family peptidase/thioredoxin family protein. Gene Ontology annotation, biological process: protein modification by small protein removal. The coding region runs from base 1 to 1719 and encodes 572 amino acids. NCBI's taxonomy places the organism in Eukaryota, Fungi, Ascomycota, Eurotiomycetes, Eurotiales, Aspergillaceae. The record is from RefSeq and is a predicted model, not a curated record. Gene Ontology annotation, molecular function: peptidase activity. The transcript is spliced from 4 exons.
AUGGAUGUAGAGCUGUACGUCUACGAUCUGUCCAAGGGUCUUGCCCGGAUGUAUUCGCUCCCGUUAAUGGGCACGCAAAUCGAUGCCAUUUACCACACGUCUUUGGUGUUAAAUGGCAUGGAGUAUUUCUUUGGUCAAGGCAUCCAAACCGCUACCCCUGGAAACACACACCAUGGACAGCCCAUGGAGAAGCUCCACCUAGGACAGACGGAGCUCCCCUCAGAUGUGAUAGAGGAGUAUAUCUCGUCGCUUGGAGAGAUCUAUACCCCAGAAUCAUAUGAUCUCUUCCUGCACAACUGCAACAACUUCACCCAAGACCUGGCCAUGUUUCUCGUUGGCACAGGAAUCCCAGAGCACAUCCGGAACCUGCCCAAGACUUUCCUGGAGACGCCCUUGGGGCAAAUGUUGAGGCCUCAAAUCGAAAAAUCUCUUUCCGGCGUAACGCAAGCAUCUGCGCCAAGCAGCGCCCGUAAUUGGCCCGCGCCUGCUGUGCCAUUCCACGGCAAGGUCCGAGUGGUUAACAAUCUCCCGCAGCUCGAAGAACAGCUCGCCUGUGCGUCGCACUCCUGCGCAGUCAUCUUCUUCACAUCGGCGACAUGUCCCCCCUGCAGGAUAGUCUACCCUGUAUAUGACCAGCUCGCCGAAGAAGCCAGCAACAAAGCUGUCCUCAUCAAGGUAGACGUCAGCACAGCCCGCGACGUCGGAAUGAAGUACAGCGUGCGAGCAACUCCAACCUUCAUUACAUUCCUCAAAGGCUCAAAAAUCGAGCAAUGGAGCGGCGCAGACCCAGCCCGACUCCGAGGCAACGUCCGUCUACUUGUGCAAAUGGCACAUCCCUCCCACCACCACCGCCAACUCCAUCUCCCCAGCCUCCAACGCCCUAUCACCAACUUCGUCGCGUACAAGAAAUCCCCUCCCCUGGAAAAACUCAUCCAGAAACUCCACCCCCACCACGAAGACCCCCGUCUCCUCUCCAUCAUCGAUUUCAUCAAUUGCCGCAAUGCCUCCCCGGCCGACACCCCUCUCCCAGACUCUCUCCCAUCCUUCAGCACCUACCUCCAAACUACCGCAGAGGCUCUUCCCCGCGAGAAUCUCUUUGCCCUCGUUGACCUUGCCCGUCUCCUCUUCCUUGAUCCCCGUGUAGCAGGAUACUUCGCCGAAGAACCAGACCACAAGACCAUCCUCACUUUACUUUCCCCCUCCGAAGCCCUCUCAUCCUGUCCAUACACCCUUCGCAUCAUCAUGCUCCAAUUCACCUGCAACCUCUUCCUUUCACCUCUCUACCCAGACCUCCUCGUCACGUCUUCGUCCUUCAAACUCCACGAAACCUGUCUCCGCCUCGCAACAUCCUGUCUCCUAGACUCCCAUACAAACCUCCGCGUCGUAGCCGCCUCCCUCGCCUACAAUAUCGCCGCACACAACCAUAACGCCCGGUUCUCAGAAACUCCAGACAAACUCUCCGAGGAAGACCAAGUCGAACUCACCGCGUCGCUAGUAGAAGCCAUCACCCAAGAGGAAGAGAGUCAGGAAGCGCUGCACGGAUUGCUAUUCGCCUUGGGACUGAUUGUGUACGAAGCUCCAGACGAAGGAUCCGUCGUGGACCUCUGCAAAGCCAUGGGAAUUGCAGACACCAUAACAGAUAAGAAGAAGAUAGGUUCUUUGGCGAAGGAAUCGUUGAUCAAAGAGGUCGGAGCGGAGUUGUUGCGGAAGGGGCUGUAG